GCGUGAAGAUUUGGUGCAAUCGCUCCGGUUUUUGCCACGCGGAUGGCAUGACUUGCGCUCGCGCAGCUCUUAGGUCUCGCGAUGCUGCGAGGCACCGUGAGGGCGCUGCUUGUGCUGCUGACGGUAGCUGCGCCCGCGCAGUUCAAGAGGACUGUGGACAGGAAGGCGCGUGUCUUCGAAUACCCCGACAUUCAGGCCGCCGCAGACCUGCCGCAGCUGACUCUGAUACUGGAUCGGUCCGGGAGCUACUGGAAGGAUGUGCUGAACAUGACCCGGCAGUUGGCUGACGAUCUGGCAGCCGAGCAGCUGGCAGUGGUCCUGCUGCCGGCGGACUUCCAGAGCGCGCUGAAGUUCUUUAAGGUGAAACCUGGAGACCUGCCCAUGGCCCUGGUGGUGAAGUGGCUCAGCGGCCUCGGGGAGCGGCCCUACCAGCUCUUCCUCCACGCCCAAGGCGACCCGAAGCAGCUUGGCCUCACGGAGCUGCGAAGCUUCGCCAAGCGCUUCCUGGCAGGUGAGAUUCCGCCGUGGCUGCGAUCUGCCCCCGUGGUGGAGGAGCCUGAGCAGCACGACCCCAAAACCGGCGCCUUGGAGAUCGUGGGCUCCCAGUUUCAGCAGCUGGCUUUAGACGACAGCAAGGACGUCUUGGUCAUGUUCUUCGCUCCCUGGUGCGGCUUUUCCAAGCGCAUGCAGCCGCAUGUGGAUGAGCUGGCGCGGCGGACGCGGCAUUUGUCUACCUUCACCGUGCUGAAGAUUGACGAGACGCGCAAUGAUGUGAGCCACCCGGUGAUGGCGCGGCUGAAGGGCUAUCCCUUCUUGGCCUUCUUCCCCGCGGGCAAGAAGGACGCCGCGCAGCAAGUCAGGGUGGAUGGGAAGCUGCUGGGUGAUGCGGAAGCCUGGAUCGAGCAAGCGGUGCAGAAGUUGCAGCUGCUGAGCAGCCAGCCCAUCGAUGCCAAAGUGAGCACCGCCGGAGCCGCAGAGUCGGGGCUGCUGAGUGAUGCGGAGGAGCGGCUGGAGGAGUUCUGAUUCGGAGAGAGCGGCUUCCAGCUUGGGCCGUCGACAAGUUGGGUCGGCCAUUGUGGCAAGCGGCAAAAAGGUGGUUGCG
Molecule: messenger RNA, 1102 nt
Organism: Effrenium voratum
Lineage: Eukaryota; Dinophyceae; Suessiales; Symbiodiniaceae
Source: the annotation of a GenBank genome assembly